Mytilus trossulus (common blue mussel) is the source of this 1326-nucleotide messenger RNA. RefSeq lists its product as uncharacterized. The transcript is spliced from 9 exons. The record is from RefSeq and is a predicted model, not a curated record. Lineage: Eukaryota; Metazoa; Mollusca; Bivalvia; Mytilida; Mytilidae. The coding region runs from base 82 to 1326 and encodes 414 amino acids.
GUUAAAUCGUGUAAACAAACUAUAAUAUUCAUUAUAUUACAUAUUUAGCUUUCAUGAAGUUGACUCUUAACAUAGACAGUGAUGGCUUUUAAAGGUCUCAUCUUCUUGUCUCUAUUAUUCUCGCUAACAUUAAGCUGGUCAAGAGGAAACGUGUUUAGUCCGAAACUGGUUUUAAACAGCUGUAACAGGAAUACAAUAACAUUUACAAUAAAUAAUGCUACCGAUGGUGGAAUAGUGUACAUUCUAGGUUCAGGACCCGGAUGUAACCGUUCGACAUUCUCGGGAUAUAAUACGUAUUCAUUCGAUUUCUCGUCCUGCAAUGUUAUAUGGGGAAGGGCGUUUAGGAUUGUUAUCCAGAGGAAAUCUUUGUACCAGACAGGAGACGAUAAAAUUAUACCGAUUAACUGUAUAGCUGAUUUAAGUGACAUUAAUGUACAGGCUGGCUUAAAUAUUGUACCUGGACAAGAUGACACUCUUCAAACAGUGACAACUAAACCUGCAGCAUACAUGACACUUUUAAGUAACGGAAAUGAUGUACGAGGCAAAAUGGUCCAACUUACAGAUUCAAUAACUCUCAAUAUAGAGCUGUUUGACCAGUAUAAAGGUGACUUCGACAUAAAAGCAAGCACAUGUACGGCAUCUACUAUUACCAUUAUCGAUAGAGGCUGUUCAGUAGACACAGACCUGUUUCCUUCUUUCUCAAAAACAAGAGUAGGCUUCAUAACAAGCACAUUCAGAGCUUUCGUACCAACAGAACAAACCGGAAGUAUACUUUCCUUACAGUUCUCCUGUACCUUAGACAUCUGUUUAAAGUCAUGUAUAACGACACAUUGUCCGAACAGAACUGGCGGUUACGGACGAAGGAGAAGAUAUGGUAAGCAAGCCAACGUAACAUAUGACCAGCUACAUGUAAGCUCAGCACUCAUGGUAUCGGUUGACGAUGGUGUGAAAAUGGAAGGCAACGACACAGAAUCAAGAAUAUGUAUGGAAAGAUCUGUUUUUAUUGUGUGUUUGGUAAUUAUGCUUGUUUUGCUUCUCCUGACUAUCUACUUUGCUGUUAUGGCCUGUCGUUGGAGACACAAGGCCAUUGAGAGAAAAGAACAAAAAUCGAUUUCCGGUGAAAGAUUAUAUUACGAAGAAUCUAGUGCUGUAAACAAUCUGUCAACGGACUCUUUUCUUUGGAACAACAACAGCAGCGAACAUUUAGAACAGUACGACUUUGAUGUGGAAGAGAGUUCCGAAUGCGCAACUUCUACUUCUACUUCUACUUCCAUAGAAUCAGUUCAUUUUGUUCCGAAAGGAAUAAAACAUGUUCAGUUUGUUUAG